Phoenix dactylifera (date palm) is the source of this 4525-nucleotide messenger RNA. The record is from RefSeq and is a predicted model, not a curated record. NCBI's taxonomy places the organism in Eukaryota, Viridiplantae, Streptophyta, Magnoliopsida, Arecales, Arecaceae.
CAUCUAUUUUUUAAAAAAAACUGUAAGAAAAAUUAUAUAUAAUGUAAAAGUAUGUAAAAAUUAUUGAUAUUUUUAAUAAUGAAGUUUUUAAAAUAUCAUAUGUUUUCCAUUUUCUAUCAAAGGAAAAAGAAUAUUUCAUGGAUAGAAUUAAGUAUUGAAAUAUCACAACAUAUUUCAAAUUACUUCAUUUAAUGAUGUGAAAUUGUGAAUAGAUUUUUAAUAAGCACAAUAAAUCAUCAUUUUGAAACAAUAGUCAGUAUUAUUUUAGUGAUUAAGAAGCUACUAACUACCAAAAGGGUUAGGGGUUCGGUCCCAACUUCUAACGUUAUUUUGAUGCAUUUUUUAAGACUUGAGAUUUCUCCUAGCUUCAUCUAGAUAUCCAGAUCCACAUUGGAAGAAUCCAUAAGCUGUAGAUCUAAAUUUCAAUCAGAUACAAAAUUUUGUAUUUGAAUUGGAUCUAAAUUGGACAUAGAAGCAAAUAUGGUUGGAUAAUAUCCAACCCUUUUUCAGCUCUAAAUAUGUCACAUCCUAAACAUAUCUGUAUGUAAAACUUCUAUGUAAAAGUUGUCAAGUCUACCAUAGUAUUUAGUAGAAGAUAUCAUAUUUAUAAAAUUUUGGUGCAAUUGGUCCAACUGGUUAUACAUUUUAUGCAUCCAUCCAUUCAUAACUUCCAUAUAUACAUGCAGAUUUAUAAGAUAUAGAUGUUUAUCUGUGUCAGAUUUGUUAAAGGUUUCUGUGUCAUAUACAUCUUUGCACUUGGACACCUGACAUCCAUGUCAUGUGUCCGAGCACCACUCAUGUGAAGUUAGGUGCAAGGGCUGAGAUAAAAUUGGUGGCUUGUUGCUUGAGAUAACAAGUUCAUAGUUCAUAGGGGUAUCAGUUUUUUGCAAAUUCAUCUCAAUUAGUCCAAAUAGUCUUUGGUACAAAGCAAUAUCCUGUUUAGCCAAAUAGAAAUCUGACAAGCAAUCUUUAUAGGCUUUGAAUCAAAUUUAGUACAAAGCUAAAUGCAAGUUUGGUUGCAUACUAUUUGCAAGCAGAGACUCCCAUUAAUUGCAAAAUGAUGAUUUGUGAAACAGACUUAUGUGGGUCUUUUAUUGGAUAAUGGUGGUUUUUAUUUACAGUUAGUAAGGUAGGUUGUCAUUAGAUUGAAUUAACAUAAAAAAAAGAGAUCAUAAAUUGGCUUGAAAUCUCAACAAAUGAGUAACUUUAAGAACCUGGUGUUUGCAAUUUCUAAAGGUGCGUAAUUGUACAUGCUAUUAUUUGAAUUUCUUGACAUGUAUAACAGUGCAUACUAGAUACAGAGGCUAUAGCCAAUAAACUUGGCAUGCGUUCCUGUUCUUGCCUCCUUUAGAGGUUUGCCAGACUCAAAUGGUCCAUUCAGCCUUGCUCCUCAAGUUUGAUUGUAUUAGAGCACCAAAAUCUUUUCCCCGUGACAUAUUACCAUCUGAUAGUUACUAAUACUUCCACAAAUAUAUGGAAAUUUAACUGAUAUGAUUGUUGAUCUCCACUGACCGGAUGUGUUCAUUGUAUGGAUUCUUCCUAUGGUACAUUCACUAGUUAUUCAAUAAUCUAGUCAUUGUUGGUCAUCUCUAUCGUUGGAAAAUUUUCAGGUUCUUAAGAUCAAACAUUGGAUCUCUAGUUGCUUAAGAGUGGAGAGCUUUUGCACCCAUCAGCACAUGUCACAUUCAUGCACUAUUGUCCCAUACAAGAUUGGACCACUUCAGGAAGCAUGAUAAUGUCCCUUCAUACCUUUCCUAAUUGCAAUGGCCGUUCUUCAAUACCAAAGGAGCGAGCUGUCCUUACUACCAAUGACAUCUCCGCUACCCUGAUUAGAACAAGCUAAAUGACCCAAUUCUCAUCAAUUUUGACUGACCUCAUCUUUCAUUAAAUGACAUCCUAACCAUCUCAUGCCAACCUAAUUUAUAAGAUUGCAAUGCCUCUUUCUUUAUUUUCCUUUUUUUGUGUUAUAUGUAUUUCUACUUGCCUUUUUGAUUUGUUGGAUGGUGGAAGGCUGGGUCACACAUGAGGACCGGGCCCUAACAACCCCUCUCGCAUAGUUCUCAAAUUUGUGUGGGGAUGUGGUGGUGGACAUCUGACAAGUGUGACUGAGGGAAAGAAAAGAACUUGAGGUUGCAAAUAUUGUUUGGGACGAAUUUGAUGAGAGCAAUCAUCAUAUAGUGCCUCAUCAAGGUGGUAAAAGUGUUAAUGAAGCUGUAGUAUUAGGUGAUUUUCUUAAGAAGCCACAAUAUGAAGUAGGAAAUGAAGCUGGAAAGAGCACAAGCAACAGAGGAUCUAGGAAUAAAAAUGUUCUUCUGGGAAAAGAACAAAGAGCCUUUUGCCCUUCUCCAAAGGGUGGAAGCUCAACGGUGCCGGAGGGCUCAUCGACUCAUGCAUCUAGAAAAGUAGUUCCAGCAUUUUAUGAUCCAAAUUCCUUCAAUGGCUUCACUUCUUUAACUUCCCAAGAUGAUGCUGGACUUGUUUUUGUGGAAAAUGAACAACUGAACAGAAAAAAUGAUCUUCCAUAUCAUGAUUUGCCUGAUAUUGGCAAUUUUGAGGAUAUUGAUAGACUGCUUAGGUAGCUUAUAUAGCUCUUAUUCUAGAUCUGGCUUCUUAUUUCUACAGCAAUUUCUAAUAUUUUCUACCAUGAUGAUUGCUUUCAUUUGUUUUCUUUUUUUCUUUUUUCGGAGAACUUGUGAUUCCACAUUUGGGCAAGGAAGCAGCAUUGCAGAAGAGCUAUCAUGGUUUUCAUCUUCUUCACAUAGCACCUAUGGGAUAGGAGAUACUUCCAAGUCAUGCUCACAAUCUUCAGUUUUAGGCCCAGCAUCUUUAAAUGGUACACCAGCAUAUUGUAGCUCAAUAACCAACAUUUUACCUGGAAAAAAUCUAUUGGCUGCUGAUAGUGAUAAGUCCUUGAGUCAUGGUUACCAAUCUUUUGCAUUGGUUAGUGAUAGUGAAAAUAAGGGUGACUGUCCGCUACAGGAAAAGUACUUGCUUCUACAGCUGCAGACAUAUGAUGGGGGUGGAGGUACUGAGAUUAAAUCAACACUUAUGCAUGUUAGCAACGGAAGUAGCUUGAAUGAAUGUGAGAAUCUUAAUACGCUUCUACAGAUUAAUAUGCACUCAAAGCAGCUGGAAGACAAUACUUAUUUGAAGGAAAUGAAAAAUAUCGACCUUCAGAAUCUACAAGAAAAUCAAAUCUGGGGAUCUGAUUCUUCAAGCUACAUGCACACCUUCAGUCCUGAUGCACAACUGGAGGGCAGCCGUACUUUGUAUCAGGAUCUGUUUACACAGACAGCAUCAAGUAUUUUAUCUGGUAGUGAGUAUAAUCCUUCCUCUUCUUGUAAAGUCUCAGCACAUGUUGGAAAUUAUUUUCCACACUGCAUGGAGAACUUGCCUCUUACUUUGUCCAAGCCUCCAGCUAUGACGCCUGAGGAAAUCAAUGAAAAACCAUGCCUUCGACAGAACUUAUGUUCUGCAUUGACUGUUAAGCAUCUACCUCACCUGGCUCCAUCUACAAGUAUAACUUCAUGUCAGGAACAACACCAUAGAUUUCAGCAAGAAACUAGAGGUGACAGUGUGCAAAAGGACAAAAGCCUUGAACUUCCCGCAACUAAUAUAGAUUCUUCAACAGUACAAGAGAGCCCUUACAUGAUAUCUGCUUCUUCUGAUGAUAUCUCACUGAAAGCAAUUAGCUUUCAACAGCUUCAGGAUGUUGUGGUUCAGUUGGAUGUUGGAGCAAAACUAUGCAUAAGAGAUAGCUUGUACCGUUUGGCAAGGAAUGCUGAAAAAAGGCAUAAUUUUGCUUGCGCGAAUAAUUCCAGCAGAGAGAGUAGAGGAGGAAUUUUGGACACAGAGGAACCAAACAGGUAUGCAGAAUAUAUAACUACUGAAACUGAGACAAAUCCAGUAUAUCACUCCAUUGCACAUUUACUUUGCCACAGACCGUCACAGACUGCGACAAGAUCAGUUGAAAGUUCUAUGUUACUAGAAUCACAUAUGAUUGAUGAACAGAUUCAUGGUCACAUUACAGCUUCCAGGAAGUAAUGCCUGAUCAAUAUGGUCUAUCAACAAGUAUUCGCUUGUUGCAAUACAGUUCUGCAGGGGUACCAAUCAGCAAUAUGACGUUUGGUGCUUCAGCCACUGCUUCCACAUAUUGGACCGUUGCCCCUGCUCAGAAGUGUCAUCUGAGUGGUAUCAGAGUGAUGGACAGGUUUUUAUGCUGUACUUUUGAGUAUAUGUUCUCACAUGGUUACAUAUUAUAUCUUAGUUACGGUAACAUGUGUGCCUUAGUUCUAUUGGAGUAGAUGGUUACUUUCUUUGUUUACUAUCAUGUAUCCUUUCAGCUAAAAAGAUCUAGCUGUCCAAGGUGUUCUAUAUAAGAGAAAAUGGGAAAAGUAAGAUCAGAUAUUAUGUAAACUCACUAAUUCUGUAAAUGCGUAUAAACUUAGGUCAGUGCUUUGUAUCCAUGUGGAAGAGUAUGGCGCUUCUAGUUUAUUUUUAUAUGUAUCUCUUGGAAUGUGCUCUA